Trichosurus vulpecula (common brushtail) is the source of this 948-nucleotide messenger RNA. Its product is annotated as olfactory receptor 51I2-like. The transcript has a single exon. Gene Ontology annotation, biological process: G protein-coupled receptor signaling pathway. Lineage: Eukaryota; Metazoa; Chordata; Mammalia; Diprotodontia; Phalangeridae. The coding region runs from base 1 to 948 and encodes 315 amino acids. The record is from RefSeq and is a predicted model, not a curated record. Gene Ontology annotation, molecular function: G protein-coupled receptor activity; olfactory receptor activity. Gene Ontology annotation, cellular component: membrane.
AUGGGCAGUCUCAGGACCAACAUCUCUGGCUCCCCUAUCUUUAUCCUAACAGGAUUCCCUGGACUGGAAGCAAUGGAGCCCUGGCUGGCCAUCCCACUCCUUCUGCUCUAUGCCAUCUCCAUUGUGGGAAAUGCCUUGAUCCUAGUCAUUGUCAAGGAAGAACAGAGCCUGCACCAACCUAUGUACUACUUUCUAUCUUUGCUGUCGGUUAAUGACCUAGGUGUUUCACUGUCCACACUGCCCACUGUCCUUGCUGCCCUCUGCUUCCAUGCUCGUGAGGUUACAUUUGGCGGAUGCCUGGCCCAGAUGUUCUUUAUCCACCUCUUCUCCUGGACAGAAUCUGGAAUACUAUUGGCCAUGAGCCUAGACCGUUAUGUAGCCAUCUGUAAUCCACUUCGCUAUGCCACAAUCCUCACCAAUGCCCGCAUUGCAGCCAUGGGGCUGGCCACACUGUUCCGCAGCUUCCUGCUCAUCCUGGUCUUCCCCCUGCUCCUUCAGCGGCUGCCCUUCUGCCACACAAGAAAUGUCCUCUCUCAUGCCUACUGCCUACAUGUGGACAUGAUCAAGCUGGCAUGUGCUGAUGUCACCCUCAAUAGCCACUAUGGUCUAUCCAUUGUACUCCUCACCUUUGGCCUGGACUCGGCACUCAUCUUCCUCUCCUACAUCAUGAUCCUCCGCUCUGUCCUGGCCAUUGCUUCCCAUGAGGAGAGACUCAAGACACUCAACACCUGUGUGUCACACAUCUGUGCUGUGCUCAUCUUCUAUGUGCCCAUGGUGAGUGUGUCAAUUGUGCAUCGCUUUGGUGGCAGCCUUCCCCAUGUGGUCCAUAUCCUCAUGUCUAUCCUCUACCUCUUUGUGCCACCAAUGCUCAACCCCAUUAUCUACUCCAUCAAGACAAAGGAAAUACGCCACAGACUACUAAAGAUGCUUUUCAGGGUAAAGUUCUAA